GCGGAUCUUUGUCAGGUACUACCACAGCACUCCGUUCAGGGAGACGGAAGUACUUCCGGGUCGCCACCGGCUACCACUUCCUGGCGCGUAUCAAGGACAGUGGAAUCACCACAUUUGGAGUCUAACCUCACAGUACUAGAUGUGAAGAAGUAAGAAAACACUUAAGAAAACAAGAUGGGAAAAGCAUCUGGGCCAGACCAAGUAUAUACAGAGGGAACCAGUGAUGGAGGAGCCAUGUCUACUCUAUUCCCCUCAUUACUUCCACGUGUCACAGAGUCCUUGUGGUUUAACCUGGAUCGACCCUGUGUGGAUGAAAACGAGCUACAGCAGCAAGAACAGCAGCAUCAGGCCUGGCUCCAGAGUAUUGCUGAGAGAGACAACAACCUAGUACCCAUUGGGAAACCAGCUUCAGAGGUGAGCCCAGCAAAUCUUUUGGUCACAGAGACACUCUGUGCCUUCUGGGCUUCAUGGACCAUGAGAGAAAUUAAGGCAAAUCCUUAUACUCCCACAGCUCGUGAGUGCCACAGCUGGAAUUGGAUCCCAGGUCAUUCUGGACUCCAUUUCCAGUGUGCUGCCUCCUGUUUGAACCAGAUCUUUUUAAUAGCUUGUUUCUGGAAUAAGGUAAAAGCUGUUUAACAGAGAAUCCCUAUGAGAAUCUCAGUUCUUUGAGAGGGGAAUAGGAACACACUCCAAAUAGGGUGAAAGAAAUCCUUUGUCGUUGGUUUCCUGAUGUGUCCCUGAAGUAGUCUGAAGCCAGUCUCUGCCUUGCGAAGACCACAAGAGGGAGGAUGGCCCUAGCUUCCACAACUUGUCACUAGGGCCUGAUAGGCUGGUACCUAUUGCCUUUUGAGCAGACAAGAGUAGGGAAAGAAGGCAUGAAAGUGUCUAAAGAGCAGGAUUCCUUCCCCCUGCCUCUUCCCUAUUUUCCCACCUCCUCAUUGUACUAAAGGACAGUACUGGAAGUUGGAGGUACAAAUGAAUUGAUCUCAUUGUGUGGAGUUUGAAAGAUGGAAGCUGAGGGAUUCAUGUGGGAUAAGAACCCCCCUUCCCAGGUAGAAGGCCAGCCCCAUGCCCCCACCUCUCCCCUAAACUGUCUGCCAUUU
This is a messenger RNA of Vombatus ursinus (common wombat), 1103 nucleotides long. RefSeq names its product anaphase promoting complex subunit 15 (gene ANAPC15). Lineage: Eukaryota; Metazoa; Chordata; Mammalia; Diprotodontia; Vombatidae. Gene Ontology annotation, cellular component: anaphase-promoting complex. The record is from RefSeq and is a predicted model, not a curated record. Gene Ontology annotation, biological process: regulation of mitotic cell cycle spindle assembly checkpoint. The transcript is spliced from 5 exons. The coding region runs from base 175 to 636 and encodes 153 amino acids.